Molecule: messenger RNA, 1119 nt
Organism: Plutella xylostella (diamondback moth)
Lineage: Eukaryota; Metazoa; Arthropoda; Insecta; Lepidoptera; Plutellidae
Source: RefSeq, a predicted model, not a curated record
AUGAAAUGAAAAAAUACUGAUUCAGUAUAUUUUUGACUGUUACGGUUGUAAUACAUAUAUAGAAGGGAUAGAAGUGUUUAAGAAAGUAAAUAAUUUGCCAUAUCAUGGCAUUCAUACAGCUGUUUGUAGUCGUGAUGUUCGUGGGCGCACAAGCUCAGUUCCACAACAUGUUUGCUGGAAAUAGGGCUUCGGACGAGAACCAGGCUGGAGAUGAGCCAUUAGCCUUCGCAGGGCCUGGCUUUGCCUCCGCUGGACCAGGCUUUGCCUCCGCUGGCCCAUCCUUUGCAUAUGCUGGUCCCGGUUUUGCCGUCGCCGGGCCGUCAUUUGCAGGCGGUGCUGCAUCAGUAGCCGGCUCAGGCUGGGCUGGUCAUAGAAGACCAAACUUUGGCAAGCGAAAUUUCCCGCACUUGCCGGGCUUCCCCGGCGUGCCGAACUUCGGCCCUGUCUUGCCGACCUUCGACUUCAAGAUGCCAGUGUUCAAGCCACUGACCCCUGAGGACAUCAUGAAGCAGGCGGAGGCGCACGGCGGCUCCGGCAUGACCAUGACCUCGGUCAACGGCAAGACGCAGGUCACCUACAUGAAGGACGGGAAAGUGGAGACUUUUGAACUCGGCGGGGAGGAUGAAGCUGAAGAGGAAGCCCCCUCUGAGUUCGAGAAUGAGCCGAUGAAGAAAACCGGGCCGAGGAAGUUCCACAAGGGGAUGUCCACGUCGUCAUUCUCGUCGUCCGUCAACAACAACGGCAAGGAGAAGCGCGUGGGCGGCACGACCGUCCACGUCAACGACAACGGCAAGACUAAGACACAUAGCUUGAUUUACGACCAGAACGGAGACGAGGAACCUAAUUAUUUCGUCGAUGAAUGAUGAAGUAAAUUGAUUACUCGACUCGCAUUUUAUAGGUGGCCAGUGUUUUACGUUCUAUUUUUGAAACUAUUUUUUUAUUAUUGAUAAUGACCAAUAAGUAAUCUGUUAAGUACUCUGAUAUUUCGACAGUUUUAUGGAUAACUUAAUUAUCUAUAUUGUAUAAAUUAUUAAUUUACUUUAUUAUAAUUGAAUGAUACAAAUAAUUUAAUAAUGCGAAGUGCCGCUUGUUUGUUUUAAGUAAAUAACUUAUAAAAUG